GUUGACGCCUGCGGCUGCGGCUGCGGCUGCGGCGGUGGCUACCGGGCCGUUGGGGAGGGGCCAGUGGGGGAGUGAGACGGCGCAGUGACAGGACCGCCGAGUGUGCUGCUGAGGCGACGAUGGCGGAGGGGCCGGAGAAAGCCCGAGGCCGCCCUCCCGGGCAGGACGACGGCGGAGGGGACCACGAGCCCGUUCCUUCCCGAAGAGGCCUUCCCGCCGCCGCCCCACGGCCCCGGGACGGGCCGCAGGCCGAACCCCAGGCUCCGGGCCGGCCCCCAGCCCCGGGCCUCGCUCCCCCUGCGGCCGCCGCCGAGGAGUCGGAGCCGCCGCGCGAGCCCGAGAACGGCAGGGAGGCGGGCUCUGGCUCCGGCCCCGGUGCGGGCCUGCAGGCGCCGGCAGGCUGCGAGGCGCCCGAGGCGGCGGCGCCGCGGGAGAAGCCGGCGCGGCUGAGCGCCCGCGAGUACUCCCGGCAGGUGCACGAGUGGCUGUGGCAGUCCUACUGCGGCUACCUCACCUGGCACAGCGGCCUGGCCGCCUUCCCCGCCUACUGCAGCCCCCAGCCGCCCGCUCCCAGCUACCUCGCGGGCGCCGCCGCUGCUCCGGCCGCCGGGCCGCCGCCCCUGCAGCUGGGCUAUUACAACCCCUUCUACUUCCUGAGCGCCGCGGCCGCCGGGCCCGAGCCGCCGGCCUCCGCCGGCCUCACCGCCUCGGCUCCGGUCGCCGGCCCGGGAGCCCGCGCGCCUCACGUGCAGCCGCCGGCCCGGGCAACCACCGCGACGAGGGUAGGACCCGCCGCCGCCUCGCGAGCCCCGAGCGAGACCGGGCGGCAGGCAGGUAGAGAGUAUGUUAUUCCAUCCUUGGCCCACAGAUUCAUGGCAGAGAUGGUGGAUUUCUUUAUUCUCUUCUUUAUAAAAGCAACCAUUGUCUUAAGCAUUAUGCACCUCAGUGGAAUAAAGGAUAUCUCUAAGUUUGCUAUGCAUUAUAUAAUAGAAGAAAUAGAUGAAGACACAUCAAUGGAAGACUUGCAGAAAAUGAUGGUUGUGGCGCUUAUAUACAGAUUAUUAGUUUGUUUUUAUGAGAUAAUUUGCAUUUGGGGAGCAGGUGGAGCCACCCCAGGGAAGUUCCUGCUAGGGCUUCGAGUUGUGACAUGUGAUACAUCAGUGCUUAUUGCACCAAGUCGGGUUUUAGUGAUUCCUUCCUCAAAUGUUAGCAUUACAACGCAAUAAGAAUUUUGACAGCUAUACAUGCGUGCAUCCUGCUCCUAAGUGAUAGAGCUUGUAAUACUUCCAGUACUCAUGGCUAGCUGUUGGCAUCUGGCUCUGGGGGAAGGUACAGAUAGUGAUAAUGGAAGUUGUGGAGGUGAGUAGGUGGUAAUCAGUUGAGCAAAACAGGAUACUGGCUGGAAUUGCUGCCAGAAUGAUUCAAAGUUGGGUUGUUUAAACAAGAGACUAGAAAAAGCCUUGAAUUUGCUCACAUCUUUAAAAUUUCCUUACAUUUUUGUGAUUCUAAUAAUCCUGGCUAUUACUUUUUUUUUUUUUUUUU
Physeter macrocephalus (sperm whale) is the source of this 1542-nucleotide messenger RNA. It is a transcript of the gene FAM8A1, whose product is annotated as family with sequence similarity 8 member A1. The record is from RefSeq and is a predicted model, not a curated record. The transcript has 5 exons. NCBI's taxonomy places the organism in Eukaryota, Metazoa, Chordata, Mammalia, Artiodactyla, Physeteridae. The coding region runs from base 120 to 1226 and encodes 368 amino acids.